AAGGCAGCUGAUAACCUCCUAGGACAAGGUUGCGGUAUACUUAACAGGGGCAGUGUAGAGACGAUGGCGCUAUCCUUUGUUUCGAACGAACAAGUCCGUGGAGUGUCCUAUUGUCAAUUUAAGUUUACAGCACUUAAAACAGGCGCCAAAAGAAAGUAUACAGUCGGUGCAAGUGCAUCCAAUUAAUGGAAUAAAUCGGUCAUUGGCUCUUAUCCACUGACUGGCCUAUUCUCUGAUCGUCAACUACACCAUUUCACUGUGGCAAUUAUGGAACACCCAUUUGAACCCUCACCUAGAGGAAAAGACAACUUCUGCCUGGAUCACAAACCAUGGGACAUAAUUGUCAAAUAUCCGACCACUUCAAAUGCCAAUGAAAUCUCUUGGUGGCAGGACGUCGGCCCCCUUUUCGGCCGUCUCCUGCAAACGGCAGGUUAUUCCAUCGCCCAGCAAUACCAGUAUCUGCUCUUUGCGCGGACCCACAUUAUCCCCUCGUUGGGACCGUAUCCGCAACGCUGGCCGAGCGUGAUGACCUACACCGACCUGCCGAUUGAGAUGAGUGUCAAUUUUCAGGACAGCGGCCCGUCAACCGUCCGUGUUGGGAUUGAGCCGAUCUGCGGACUGGCGGGAACACCUGGCGACCGGUUCGAUCAGGUGGCGACGGAGCAAUUAGUCGCCCGGCUCUCUGCAUUGGGACCCGGAAUGGGGGUGCUCGAUCGGGUGUUAUACCAUCAUUUUGUGGGAGAUUUUAGGAUUUCUGAGGUGGAGACAACCAAGCUGACCAAAGAGGUAUUCGGGCCCAAUUCCGUGCAGUCGAUGUAUAAUAUUGGGUUCGAUUUCAAAGAGACGGGCGUGGCCACGAAGGGGUAUGUCUUCCUAAGGUUGAAGGAAAGAGCGUCUGGCGUACCUAUGCGACGAUUGCUGAGUGAGUCACUCGGACGGCUGGAUGUGAUGGCGGGACGAGGGGAUGCGGAGGCGGUCCGACAAGUGGUUGAGUAUAUGGAAGAAGGUGGGGGGUUCAAUGAGUAUACGUACCUGGCGUGGGAUUUUGUCGACGCGGCGAAAUCUCGGGUCAAGGUUUAUGGGGUGCACGGGGACUUGAAGCUUGAAAAAGCCGAGGAGGUGUGGACGAUGGGCGGGCGGUUAAAGGAUCCAGCCAACCUGCGGGGCUUGGAGUUAGUCCGUCGGCUUUGGGGGUUGCUGGAAGAUGACCAGGAAGAUGACCAGGAAGACGAACACAAAGACGAACAGGAGGCCAAGACGGGCGGCCUCAAGGCCGGUGUACUGAUGUGGAACUAUGAGAUCCGCCCUGGCUGCGACAAGCCCGUUCCGAAGCUGUAUCUGCCGCUGCUUGGGAGGAACGACAUGCUUGUGGCCAAGACUCUGGAGCAAUUUUUCCAAUCGCUAGGCUGGACGGAACAGGCUCGGACAUAUGUGGAUAACGUGCAGUAUCUCUUUCCCGAUGAAAAGCUUUACCAGUGUUCCCGACUUCACGCGUGGGUGUCGUUCGCGUAUACCGAAGAGGCCGGAGUCUAUGUGAGUGUAUACUACCACUCCAGCCUGGCCUAGAAUCAGUCUUGGUAUCAUUCAUGGCACAGAAUUUAUCCGUGGCCCAUGGGACCGUUGCAUAGAGCGUAUGCGUAAGCGAACAAAGGACCGCAUCUGGCCGACUUGUGCGACCCCGCCAGUCGGUGAGUCAAGCCCGGCCGGGCCAAGAGGGUAUAUAGGCUACUUCCUAAGUAAGACGGUGGCCAAUCCGGGCAAAGGCCAAUUGGCCCGCGGGGCAUCGCGUAGCACCAGCUGACCCGACGGAGAUUGAGGUUCCCCGCGGACAUGGCAGCGAAAUUACAUCAGACCAACGAAGAAAGGGGGCGCUCGGCCUGAAUCCGCAGCUGGAGGAUCGUUAGCGAGGGCGUGGACUGGGU
This is a messenger RNA of Aspergillus ibericus CBS 121593, 1922 nucleotides long. Its product is annotated as DMATS type aromatic prenyltransferase. The record is from RefSeq and is a predicted model, not a curated record. Lineage: Eukaryota; Fungi; Ascomycota; Eurotiomycetes; Eurotiales; Aspergillaceae. The transcript is spliced from 2 exons. Gene Ontology annotation, molecular function: transferase activity, transferring alkyl or aryl (other than methyl) groups. Gene Ontology annotation, biological process: alkaloid metabolic process. The coding region runs from base 268 to 1566 and encodes 432 amino acids.